CCCCCACGCAUUGUGCGGGCCAUAUUACGGCUCUGGCCGACUCCUGAUUUUUACCUGAUUUAGCUAAAUAACUAGAUACUUUAGGAAGUGAUUGUCCGGUCAGAGAUAAGAUCCCCUUAGCAGACGCAUUUAUGCCUCGACUCUAUCACAACGUCUGAACCGGACAAACACAGAAACAAGGGUUGUCACCCUACCUGACAAGGAAUUACACCGACCCUCAAAGUGGUGGACAAAUCGAUUGAUAAUUGAUAUGUUAAAGCUUGAGAGUGAUUCUUUGUCCAGAGCAUAAAUUUCGCAUUGCCAAAGGCGCUAUCAGAGGACCACGUGGGCGCCUUCCACCCGUUACAUCUAUAACAUGGCACCUAAAGAUCUCGAGGCAGUCGAUGUCCUGGAGCCAAAAACCACUAAUAUCAGUGUUGCUGAUGGCACAGAUUUGAAAUACAGCGAGCAAGAGCAACGGAAUGUAGGUACUUUACAACGGAAACUAAAGUCCCGACAUGUACAGUUUCUCGCACUUUCUGGGGCUAUAGGUACCGGACUUUUCGUUGGGAGCGGGCAAACUCUCUCACUUGCUGGGCCUUUAUCUGCAGUCAUAGCAUAUCUGAUUACGGGAUUCAACCUUUAUGCGGUUAUCAACAGCAUGGGCGAGAUGGCGACGUGGCUCCCACUGCCCGGUGCUGUGCCCGUUUAUGCAGCACGAUACGUUGAUCCAGCUCUCGGUUUCACUCUUGGGUGGAACUAUUGGUAUCAGUUCGCAAUAGGAGUACCCAUCGAGAUCAGUGCCGCUGCAUUGGUUAUUGAUUAUUGGCCAAAUAGCGUGCCGACUGUCGUGUGGAUCACAAUCCUACUAGUUGCAGUUAUCCUGAUCAAUCUCUUCCCCGUUAGGAUAUAUGGAGAAGUCGAGUUUGCUUUUGGAGCAAUCAAGCUAACAACGAUAUGCGGAUUGAUACUACUUAUGUUGAUCAUUACGCUUGGGGGAGCGCCAACUCAUGACCGCAUUGGUUUUCGCUAUUGGAAGAGUCCUGGCCCGAUGCUAGAAUAUCUCGAACCUGGAGCCCUUGGGCGCUUUUUGGCAUUCUUCAAGGUAUUCAUCAGUGCGACAUUUGCUUAUGGUGGAAGUGAGAUGGUUGUGGUCGCCGCAGGAGAGACUGAAAAUCCCCGACGAAACAUCCCCAAAGCCGUGCGCAGAGUCUUCUGGCGUAUAGCUAUUUUUUACGUGCUCAGCAUUUUCUUAAUUGGAAUUCCAUUUGUUAUCGCAAUGCAAAACGGCGGGAUCAAAAUUCUUCCAUCUAUCAUCAACGCAGUCGUGCUUAGUUCUGCCUUUUCAGCUGGAAAUUCCUUCUUCUAUGCUUCUACCCGGGUUCUUUAUGCCACUGCCUUGGACGGCAAAGCGCCCGGCUUUUUGAAAUUCGAGAAAUUCGGUGUCCCAUACGGCUGCGUCGGGGUAACGACAGCCCUCAGCCUGCUUGUCUACCUGAAUGUCAACGCAAGCGCGUCUGACGUGUUUUUCUGGAUCAGUAACCUCAGUUCGGUCAGCACUCUGGUCGUGUGGACCUCUAUUUCAAUCACAUAUAUCCGCUUCCACAAAGGGAUGGAAUUUCAUGGUAUCCCUCGCUCAUCGCUACCGUUUCGAGCCCCGUUUCAGCCGUAUCUUGCCUGGUUUUCCUGUCUUUUUUCGUCCACUAUAGCAUUCUUCAACGGCUUUGACUGCUUUUUCCCUGGGAAGUUCAGUGCCAAGACUUUUAUUCCCCCGUAUAUCGACAUUCCAAUUUUUGCGUCCUUAUUUUUAGGCUACAAGUUCUUUUAUAAGACGAGGUUUGUCAAGUUAGAAGACAUGGAUUUCUUUUCUGGAAAAGAGGCAGCUGAUCAGCUGGAGGAAACAUGGGAACAGCCCAAGCCGAGAAACUUCCUUGAGAGAAUUUGGUUUUGGCUUGCUUGAUCCUUCUAGUUCUGGGAGGAUAUUUCACGUCGCAGUUGUUCAAGGGCUGUUUUUAGAUAGCAAUUCCCAUCGUUAGCUACAUAUAUAUGGCGUAUACAAAAACCAACUGGUGACUCUUUUUAGAGACUGCUCGCAGGAUAUCGUCGUCAAUUGCCACUACUUGCUGUUUAAUGUGUCUGUUUUAAUGGUUCAGCUUCACAGUGCCAUUGAAUAUUGCCUCGUACGUUCUGCGAUAAAAGUGCUUG
Molecule: messenger RNA, 2184 nt
Organism: Talaromyces proteolyticus
Lineage: Eukaryota; Fungi; Ascomycota; Eurotiomycetes; Eurotiales; Trichocomaceae
Product: putative amino acid transporter
Exons: 3
Coding region: 356-1939 (527 amino acids)
Biological process (GO): amino acid transmembrane transport
Cellular component (GO): membrane
Molecular function (GO): amino acid transmembrane transporter activity
Source: RefSeq, a predicted model, not a curated record